UUUGGCAUCUUCUCAAUCCACCAACGAGUGGGAGAAAGGGGGCGAGCGGCUGCGUAUUUAUCAACUCCUAUUGUCUUGUUGAGGCAAUUAUGUCCUGUCCCGUCACAUGCCUGUUGCUCAUAUAUCCCUCGCCCCUUCAACGACGCCGUGCCACUCGCAGCCCGGCAUCGUUGCAAGUACGCGCUCACUUACACCGUAGACGCACCCCCCUCCUUAAGAAUAUCGCUCAUAACCACCUCACACCGACCUGCCUGUGCCCCUCUUGCCGCGUCUAGCCACGCAUUCCAUCGCCCAACCUUGCCGACAUGCGCUUGACCUUGCCCCUGCUCCCUAUCCUCACGCUUCCCCGGGUAUCCUGCUCGUACUCUAUCCUCGACGGCCUCGUUCGCCCACGGACAUGAUCCGUGGGGCUGCCUCCCGCCCGUCAAUUCCCUCAUACUACCAUCGUCGUCCCUUGCCCUCGUCCAACGCACGCACGCACCCCCCGCAACAAACAUCAUGACCUGUGGUCUCCUCCGAUGCUGACACCCCCCUGGUGAGCGCAAGAUAGAUCAGAUCGAGUCCCGCCUCGGCAACAUCGAGACGCUCCUCAAGGCGCUCGCCUCGCCCGCCGCGCCGUCGUCGGCCCUCGUCGUCGACCAUGCCCGCUCCGGCAGCGUCAGCCUCAGCGGCAACACCUUUGUCAACACGCCCGGCACCGGCACCGGCAGCAGCAGCGCUCCCACCGGCGCGUCCACCAGCGCUGCCGACUAUGAGAGCAGCGAAGAGGAGUCUGCGUUUGGCGGCGACAGCGGCCUCACGGCGCACACGGCCUUUGCCUCCGAGUUUCUCGAGCGCGCCGUGAAGCGCACCUCCCUGCGCGAGGUCAACCCCAAGAUGGAGGCCGCCCUGGCCAACCUGAGCCAGCUCGUCGAGAUGCAGAAGCGCCGCUCCAUCAGCCACGGCCCGCGCUUCCCGCUGCAGAAGCCCGUGCCCCCGGGCGGCAUCUGCAAGCUGCCCAUGCCGCCCAUGGACGCCGUUGUGAACCUCCUCAAGCACGCCAAGGCCGCGCCGCCGACCCUCUUCACCAUCAUGUGUUCGCUCGUGGGCCUGUCCGACUUCUCGAGCCUCUGUCGCAUGGUGUACUUUGCAACCGAGGACUUUUCCGAUGCCACCUUUGUCAUCGUCAACGCCAUGCUGUACAACCUCUUCAUGGAGCAGCACUCGCUCGCGACGGAGCCCGUGGCGCGCGACGAGUACCACUCAUACAUGCAAAUGUGCCGCGCCAAUCUCGAGACGAGCCUCGCCAACACGCCGCUGUUUCUGUCGUCCAAGGUGGAGAAUGUGCAGGCCCUCCUGCUUGGGGCCCUCUACGCCGUUGACGUGUCGCGACCGUCCGUCGCCUGGCAUCUGAGCUGCAUGGCUGCCCAGCUCUGCCAGACGGCCGGCUACCACCGCUCCGAGACGCUCAAGCAGGACCCGCCCGCCACGGCCAAGCUGAAGCGCAUCCUCUUUUGGCACGUCUACACGCUCGACAAGGGCCUCGGCCUGCGCCUCGGCCGCGCGCCCGUCAUCCAUGAGUGCGACAUCGACAUCCCGCGCGUCUUCGAGUUUGACGGCUUCGGCCACUUCGAGUCGUCAACGAUACCGACGCUGUGGGUCAAGAUCAGCCACCUCCAGAGCCGGAUAUACGAGCAGCUGUACAGCCCCGCCGCGCUGGCGAGCACGCAGGCCGAGCUGGUCGAGCGUGCCCAGGCCCUGGCCAAGGACUGCCGCCGGCUCGAGGUCGAGUCCGAGGAGUGCCGCGAGCAAGUGUACAACUAUCUCCGCGCCGUCAACUCGUCCGACGUCGUCGAUCUGUUCCUGCGGGGCGACGAGGUCCAGUUCCAGGUCACGCUGACCCUCGUGUACCGUGUCAUCCCCGCGCCCGAAGGGUCCGUGAGCCGCUUCUGCGACGAGUGCCUCGACGUCGCCCGCAAGGCUAUGAAGGUGCACCAGCAGUGCACGCAGUCGACGAACCUGGGCAGCUAUUUCAGGUCCAUUUACGUCCACUGGAACCUGCUCCUGACGCCCUUUGCCCCUUUCUUCGUCCUCUUCUGCUACAUCAUCGAGACGUCGUCGCUCGAUGACCUGAAGCUGCUACAGGAGUUUGUCACCUCGCUCGACGAAGCCCGAGACUCAUCCGAGACCAUCGAGAAGCUGUACCGCCUGUGUCAGGUCAUGUGCGACGUGGCGGCACUGUACGUCGAGGCCAAGUCACAGCAGCAAGAGGACCAGACCAUGGUGCCCAUUGGCGACGAAUUUGAAAUGUACUUAAGCCAGCUAGGCUUCAUGCCGUCCGAGGACCAGGCCAUGGCCCAGGCGCAGGAUAAUAGUGGCGGCCCGCCGGCCGUCAACGGGCAGGUGGCCCAGAUCGCAGACUGGUUCUCGGGCAACCGCAACAUGAUGGGCCUGCUCGAGGAAGAUCUAUCGCAGAUUGAGUCCUAUCGGUGGGGGAUGCAGCACCCCAAUAACAUGUAACGCCCCUGUGCGCCAACGCUUCCCGAGACAAAUGACCAUACCUCAAAUCAUCAUGACCUUCUGCGCCAUCG
Messenger RNA from Purpureocillium takamizusanense, 2570 nucleotides. RefSeq lists its product as uncharacterized. The record is from RefSeq and is a predicted model, not a curated record. The transcript is spliced from 5 exons. Gene Ontology annotation, biological process: DNA-templated transcription. Gene Ontology annotation, molecular function: DNA binding; zinc ion binding. Lineage: Eukaryota; Fungi; Ascomycota; Sordariomycetes; Hypocreales; Ophiocordycipitaceae. Bases 877 to 2499 code for a protein of 540 amino acids.